AUGGAUCCGCGCUUCAUUGUCACCCGCGAAGAACUAUACGAUGUCCAGAUGGACUUGAAGCGCCUUCAUUCCAUCCAGCAUCAGCACUCGGAGCGGUUACGAUUGUUGGAAAAACGCCAGGCUGACGAUGCCGCCUUGAAGUCUGUUUGGAGUUCGCCGUUCCCAAGGCCAGUUCACUUGCCAGCCAACGAUUUGUUUGACGACCUUGACGAGCAGGGCCAGAACUUGCUUGGUAGACUGCACCUUGAGCCUGAAGACGAGCCUAUACGACGAGGGGCAGCAUCGAGGGCGAAUAGUGUGCGGUUCGAUGAAAGCGCUCUGCAUGGAUGGGGCGGCCAUCAUGGCACCCGUCACUCGACCGAAUAUGGCUUGACGCGCCCUGGAAGUGGCAUGGGAGGCCAUCCGAUGACUGAGCGCUCUUCGUCUCACAAGUCUGAUGGGAGGCAUAGCUCUGCCGGCCAUUCUGUUCAUUCAGUGCAUUCCAACGCCUCUGGCCGAGCUAGCAGUCUCGGUCUUGACACCAACUUCUCGAUUGGUGGCAUGGAGGAUGACUCUCCCGUUGAUGUCCCGGAACCUCCUCCAGGGUUCUUUUAUCUGGGCGCAGCUCCGUCGAUCAUCCGCUGUUGCUUGACUGAUAACAUCACCAACAAAGGGUUGCUCUAUGCUGUCGUCUGCACUGGUUCUCAAAAGUCAACAGUGGACUAUAGUGUGGUCAAAGACCUGCACCUAACCAACCAAAUGCAAAGAGGAACGGACGGCAUUUACAGGAUCGAUCUUCCGGUUUACCUUACCGAAGCUAGAGUCAUUCAGUCCAACUCUAGGUCUGUCAGCCCGAUUCACCCACUGCCGCCCAGCAUCACAUGUUCUUUUGAAGUGACAGGCAUGGACCAACCAGAAACUCCUGAAACCAGAAAGAGCAUUCGCGUCUUCAUCGGUAACCACACGUUGAGGUUGCAUAGUGCGGACCUUCUGCUUUCUCAGAACUCCAUGACCUUGUAUGGCACCGGCCGGGACAAACUUUCUGUACCUUUUGUUCGACCCGAGGAUGAUGCGGUGUUCAAGAAUCUUGCAGUCACCAAUAUGGCCCCUGGGCAUAAGCCUAAGCUGAACGCUGCCGCGCCCGAGUUUGUUGCUGGUGACAGAGUCGCGAAACCGUCGGCCAAAGGCAACGAAGAACCGAUCCCCAAGCAAAAUGGAGAUAUCGCCUCGGAGGGAGCACUGUUGUCCCCUGUGAGGUCGCCUAGUCAACCAGUCAGGACCACCACUGAGACAACUAGCACAUCAUCUGAAGAGGGUGGAGAGUAUGAGAAGGAGCAACCUCAACAGCAGCAACAGCAACAGCAGCCGCCGCCACCGCCGCCUGCUCCAGCCGAUCCUGUAGUCCCUGAAGACGUCUCCAAAGACGGUGCCAAAGAAAAUGCUACGCCCACAUCAACGACCGAUACCGCUCGCCGGGAACCUAGCGCGGCCAUCAGGACUCCGUGGAGACAAACGGCUGCCAGUCUUGCCGACAAGGAAAGUACCCCGCUGAGCGGCUACCAGCCAGCUGCAAGGGGUCGCAGUAUGAAGAUCUUACGGCCGACGAAGAUAUCCUCCAUUAGCAGCAUUAGCACUGUCGGUCCAAACUCGCCGUCGACUACCCGGUCAACGGGUGCGUUCGAAUCUCCCUCCAUUCCGCGGUCUAACGGAACCGAUCUGCGACGGACCAAGGGCUCAACAGCUAGCGCGGCGGCGGCGGAAGGCAGUCAGAGCAGCACUAGCAGUCCCACGGUAGGCAGUUGGGGUCCCUCCAAACGCAGUCUGAGCACCAGUGCUAGCGCUUCCAACCUUGGAAACUUGGAAGGUGGCAAGGGCAUUGAGACUAGGGAGCAAAGGUCCUCGUCACUGGCAACCACGGUGGGCAGUCCCAUGCAUCAGGAUGGACUCAAGACGCCGACAGCUCCCAGAUCGGCCACGAAUCCUCUUGGUAGUGCAUCUGCUUUUGCCUGGAUGGGGAAUAAAACGACGGGUAAGGCGUCUGCCAGCCCGUUCUAG
Neurospora tetraspora is the source of this 2034-nucleotide messenger RNA. RefSeq lists its product as uncharacterized. The transcript is spliced from 2 exons. The coding region runs from base 1 to 2034 and encodes 677 amino acids. Lineage: Eukaryota; Fungi; Ascomycota; Sordariomycetes; Sordariales; Sordariaceae. The record is from RefSeq and is a predicted model, not a curated record.